This is a messenger RNA of Daldinia decipiens, 1255 nucleotides long. RefSeq lists its product as uncharacterized. Lineage: Eukaryota; Fungi; Ascomycota; Sordariomycetes; Xylariales; Hypoxylaceae. The transcript is spliced from 2 exons. Gene Ontology annotation, molecular function: protein binding. The record is from RefSeq and is a predicted model, not a curated record. Bases 88 to 1002 code for a protein of 304 amino acids.
CCCCGCUUCCCCUGCAAGUCGAUCGAUCAACCGAUCACUUCACACCUCCAUAUUAAUAUAAACAAAUCAACUUCAAUUUCUACACGCAUGGCUGAUUUCACUGCUCCUUCCGGCCCGCCGCCGCCCAAGGUCCCCGAUGGCUGGGUCGCCCGCUGGAACGAUCAAUACCACGAAUGGUUCUAUGUUAACACAUACACCAAGAAGUCCCAAUGGGACAAACCUACCGAGCCAGCCGUAGACCCUAACCGCCACGAUGACGGCGCGCCCCCCGGUCCUCCUCCGGGCUACACGCCGGGCUCCGGUCCCUCGCCCACUGACUCCAAGAACAACCCCUUUGUGAACGAGUCAACGAGGCCCGGGUACGGAUCUAGCUCGCAUGUGGACGAGGACGCGGACGCUCGGUUGGCCCGCCAGCUACAGGAGGAAGAGAACGCGCGCUCUAGAGGUGCCGCCCAGUCCUAUGCUAACACGCCCACGCCGCCUCAGGGCUACUCGCCAUAUCCCGAUCAGCUGCCUCCGCGCUCAUCCGGCGGCAGCAACCCCGCCGACAAAGCAAAGGGUCUAUUCGGCAAGUUCUUCGGUAGCGGCAAGAACAAGCCGCACGCCGGGUACCCAGGCCAGCAGCAAUAUGGCGGGCAGCCCCAGCAAUCCUACGGCGGAUACGGUUCUCCUGCCCCUCAGCAAGGGUACUACAACGGUCCUCCGCCACAGCAGUACGGCGGCUACGGUCCGCCUCCAGGCCAGUAUGGCGGAUACCCUCCUCAAGGCGGCUACCCCUCACAGGGCGGAUACUACGGACAGCAGCAACCGCCUAAGAAGAGCGGAGGCGGCAUGGGCAUGGCGGGAGGCGCGGCGCUGGGUGUAGGUGCGGGGUUGCUUGGCGGCGUGUUGAUUGCGGAUGCGAUCAAUGACAACCAGCAGGAAGCAUAUUCGGAGGGUUAUCAGGACGGCAAUGAUGGCGGCGAUUACGACGGUGGUGGCGACUUUGGUGGGGAUUUCUAGACGCUGCGCUGCGCUGCGUUGUGUUGCGGUAUGCUUUGAAACAAAUAAGCAUACAUCGCAUGUCUUCUUCGCGUUUGCUUUUUUUAAUCGUCAGCUCGGGUCAGGGACGAGAAUAGGAGGGUUAUAGGGCUCGGAUAAGACAGACAGACAGACAAGACUCGUAUUUUAUAGGCAUUAGGGGGCGUUGAUUAUGAAUGACAGCAAGAAUAAGAGUAACCACAAUAUCGAGAAAGGGAGAGAUCGGGAGAGAACU